AUGCUCCAGCGCCUCACCAGCCUCUUCUUCAGCUCCCCGGCGCCCCCCGAGGACCCCGACUGCCCUCGAGCCUUUGUCUCCGAGGAGGAUGAAGUGGAUGGCUGGCUCAUUAUUGACCUGGCGGACAGCUUCACAGCUCCACCCAGCCCCGGGGCCGCCCCGGCCCCUGCGGGCCGCCCUCCGCCCGCACCCUCCUUGAUGGAUGAGAGCUGGUUUGUUACCCCUCCGGCCUGUUUUACUGCAGAAGGGCCUGGGCUCGGGCCCGCCCGCCUCCAGAGCAGCCCCCUGGAGGACCUCCUCAUCGAGCACCCCAGCAUGUCCGUUUACGUGACCGGCAGCACCAUAGUGCUGGAGCCUGGACCUCCUUCCCCGCACCCUGACGCCGCCCUGCCAGACGGAGACCUUAGCGACGGGGAGUUGGCGCCUGCUCGCCGUGAACCCCGGGCCCUGCACCACGCCGCCCCUCUGCCGGCGCGGGCCACACUGCUGGAGAAGGCGGGCCAGGCGCAGCGGCUGCAGCGGGCCCGGCAGCGGGCCGAGCGCCAUGCUCUGAGCGCCAAGGUGGUGCAACGGCAGAACCGCGCCCGCGAGAGCCGUCCGCGCCGGCCCAAGCACCAGGGCAGCUUUGUCUACCAGCCGUGCCAGCGCCAGUUCAACUACUGA
Molecule: messenger RNA, 663 nt
Organism: Lipotes vexillifer (Yangtze River dolphin)
Lineage: Eukaryota; Metazoa; Chordata; Mammalia; Artiodactyla; Lipotidae
Product: tumor protein p53-inducible nuclear protein 2
Exons: 3
Coding region: 1-663 (220 amino acids)
Biological process (GO): positive regulation of DNA-templated transcription; autophagosome assembly
Cellular component (GO): autophagosome; nucleus
Source: RefSeq, a predicted model, not a curated record